Hermetia illucens (black soldier fly) is the source of this 2395-nucleotide messenger RNA. RefSeq names its product sodium-independent sulfate anion transporter-like. The transcript has 7 exons. Bases 261 to 2150 code for a protein of 629 amino acids. NCBI's taxonomy places the organism in Eukaryota, Metazoa, Arthropoda, Insecta, Diptera, Stratiomyidae. The record is from RefSeq and is a predicted model, not a curated record. Gene Ontology annotation, cellular component: membrane. Gene Ontology annotation, biological process: transmembrane transport. Gene Ontology annotation, molecular function: sulfate transmembrane transporter activity.
AUUUUGCUGACUAAGGAAAAGCGCAUUUUUUUUUUGUUGUGUAUUGAGAUAUAAGUGCUGCAAAAUUAUACGUGGUUUCGGAAAUAAUCCCAUCUCAGCUCUGUUAAAAACAAGUAUAAAAGUUCUGAGACCAACAUAAACAAAAUCCUAUUUGUGACAGAAACGAUAAUGAAAAUUGUUAUUCCCGUCAAUUUCACUUGAGAUAAUAAACAUUAAGUUUUAUUAUAGUUAUAUUCUUCUGACGCUCUGCCCGGACUUUUAUGGUUACUAAGAUGGGUACAACCGAAAAGAGCGCCGACAUAAGCGUGGAUAUUCCCAAUGAAUGUUCACCACAAAAUGUGGGCUCGACUGAACUUAUCAUUGCAGAUGAUAAAUCAUCCUCAGAAGAUUGCAUGCCUACAGUUAACAGAUGGUUUAAGACAAAGGCCCAACAAAUUUUCCGAAAGAAAACGCUUUAUAAACGUUUACCAAUUCUCAACUGGCUACCAAAAUACAACAGUGAAGAUGCUGUAGGCGAUUUAGUUGCUGGUUUCACGGUUGGUUUGACAGUAAUUCCACAAGCGUUGGCAUACGCGGGAAUAGCAGGAUUACCAGCAGCAUAUGGGUUAUACGGAUCCUUUCUUGGUUGUUUCGUUUACAUUUUUCUUGGAUCAUGCAAAGAUGUCCCAAUGGGGCCCACUGCCAUUGCAUCACUUCUGACAUUCCAAGCAGCCGAAGGAAAUUGGCAAAAGUCAGUCCUUUUGUGCUUCCUCUCUGGCCUUGUUGAGCUGCUGAUGGGCAUUUUUGGCCUGGGUUUUCUUAUAGACUUUGUUUCCGGACCCGUAAGUUCAGGAUUUACCAGUGCAGUUGCGCUGAUUAUUCUCACAUCACAAGUGAAGGAUAUUUUCGGAGUUAAGGCAUCCGGAAGUACAUUUAUCAACACCUGGUUGUCUAUUUUCGAGGACAUACAUAAUAUUCGCCUGGGUGACACUAUCAUGGGCUUGAUUUGUAUUAUUGUACUUUUGGGCAUGAGGCUUUUGGUACGAGUUAACAUUGGCCCUAAAGACGACAGUGAGAAGUCUUUAUGUCAAAAGAUUAUUACAAAGUUCAUUUGGCUGAUUGGGACUGCACGAAAUGCUGUACUUGUCGUAACUUGUGGAGCAAUUGGCGCCAUUUUCAUUGAUUCAGGAGUAUUUAAACUCAUUGGAGAGAUUCCUGCCGGAUUACCCGACUUCGCACCUCCCCCGUUUUCAAUUACGCCAACAGGAAAUUCUACUGAGGAGAAGGCACUCAGUUUCGGAGACAUGGUAUCUGAUCUAGGAUCGGGAAUUGCGGUUGUACCUCUAAUUGCGCUUUUAGAGGAUAUAGCAGUUUGCAAGGCAUUUUCAAAUGGAAAAUCGGUUGAUGCUACCCAAGAACUUUUAGCAAUUGGUGCAUCUAAUAUUGCCAAUUCCUUUGUUAGUGGUUAUCCGGGAAGUGGAGCUCUCGCUCGUGGUGCGGUGAACAAUGCAAGUGGAGUUCGGACACCAUUGGGAAAUCUAUACACCGGAAUGUUGGUGAUAUUGGCGCUUUUGUUCUUGACCCCAUAUUUCUCGUUCAUACCAAAAGCGGCGCUUGCGGCAGUUAUAAUUGCAGCUGUUGUUUUUAUGGUUGAAGUUAGGGUUGUUAAACCAAUGUGGAGGAGCAAAAAAACUGAUUUAAUUCCUGGAUUUGCAGCUUUUAUUGCAUGCUUGGCAUUACCUCUUGAAAUUGGUAUUUUAAUCGGAAUUGGAUUGAACAUUCUAUUUAUUUUGUACCAUGCUGCCAGACCUAAACUGAGACUUGAAUUUCUGACGACACAAGACAACCACAAAUACUUAAUGCUGACACCUGAUCGAUGCCUUAUUUUCCCCUCUGUUGAUUUUGUUCGAAAUACUAUUAACAAACACGGUUUGCGGUCAACACUACCUGUUGUCAUCGAUUGUACACAUAUUUACGGUGCUGACUUCACAGCUGCGAAAGCAAUUUCUACAUUAAUCAAUGAUUUCAAAGAACGAAAUCAAUUGAUUUUCUUUUACAACGUUAAGCCAAGCGUAGUACAAGUUUUCGAAGGAGCUCAGUUGAAGGACUUGAAACUGCACUACGAUUUCGACGCACUGGAAAUGGCUAUAUCGGCUAACGAUAAACAGUAGUUAUAUGUAGAGAUUUAAGUGAUAUUAUUAUGACAGUAUUAUCUAAUUUAUUCAUGUCUUUUAUGAAUGCUUGCUGAUGACAUUUAUUUAUUUAUUCCCGAAUGGAUAAACUAUUUAUAAGUUUGUAAGAUAUUGUGUGUAACUCCUAACGUAAGAUAACAAUUAGCACUCGUCUUGUAUGUUAGUUUCAAUUUAAGGAAAGUUUUGAACUAAACAUUAUUUACCUCAAUAAAGAUGACCAAUUC